AAGGAAGGGAGGGAGGGAAAAAGAGAAAAGAAAAACAACGCCGGCGCUGAUUCUGCUGAUGCUGCAGUGUCCAGUCCUCCCACUUCUCCCUCCAUCACAUCCAUCCCUCCACCUUUGCUCCAUCACUCCCCUCCAUCUGUGCUCCUCCUUUCUCCAGCAUGGUCCUCAUUGAAAACUGUCAGUGCGGGUUUUUGCUGCUGAGCCGCGGUUCCUCCUCCUCCACCACCUCCUCCUCCUCCUCCUCCUCCUCGACGCUGAAAACCUACACCAAGAGGAUACGGAUGUUGACCAAGACAACAUAGUCUAUUAAUAUUUCAGAGAUACUGUAAAGGGAUAUCAGUAUUAAAGCCACGCUGUGGUGCAGGUGGACAUCGAGGACAGCAAGGACAUCUGCUCCAACUCAGCACAGGUGACGGAUGAAGCAUCGACAGAAGGCGUUCAGUGAGGAGACGAUGACGACGAUGAUGAUAAUCCGCAGAUCCCGGUCUCACUAGGAGCUCCUGCCCUCCGACCUGCCCCACUCCACCUCCUCCUCUUGCUCCUCAGACCACUUCCUCUUCCUGUCCUACACACACCAGGAAGGAUGACUGUGGUGUCCACAGAAAACAUGGACGAGACCUCCACCCUCCCAGGUCACCCGCAGGACCCCUACCCCCCUGACGACGACCACGAUGACCACGACUGCUGCGAGCGAGUGGUCAUCAACAUCUCCGGGCUUCGCUUUGAAACCCAACUCAAAACCCUUGCCCAGUUCCCUGAAACCCUCCUCGGGAACCCCAAGAAGAGAAUGCGGUACUUUGACCCCCUACGAAAUGAGUAUUUCUUUGACCGCAACCGGCCGAGCUUCGACGCCAUCUUGUAUUAUUACCAAUCCGGGGGAAGGCUGCGGAGACCGGUGAACGUGCCUCUGGAUAUGUUCUCAGAGGAGAUUAAAUUCUAUGAACUCGGUGCAGAAGCAAUGGAGAAGUUUCGAGAGGAUGAGGGGUUUAUCCGGGAAGAAGAGCGGCCGCUGCCAGAGAAGGAGUUCCAGCGGCAGAUCUGGCUCCUCUUUGAACAUCCGGAGAGUUCUGGACCUGCCCGGGGGAUCGCCAUUGUCUCUGUGAUGGUUAUUCUCAUUUCAAUAGUCAUAUUCUGUUUGGAGACUCUUCCGGAGCUGAAGGAGGAUCCCAAUGACCGGAUGCGGAUUGUGGGGAACACGACUAUAUAUUACAAGCCAAAUGUCCUCACUGACCCUUUCUUCGUGGUGGAGACACUGUGCAUCAUCUGGUUUUCCUUCGAGUUGAUAGUGCGGUUUUUCGCCUGCCCCAGCAAAGCAGCCUUCUUUAAAAACAUGAUGAACACUAUCGAUAUCGUGGCUAUAAUUCCGUACUUCAUCACACUCGGCACAGAGCUGGCUGACGACCAAGACACGGCAACAAGUGCGGGCAAAGGAGGAGGAGAGCAGGCCACUUCUCUGGCUAUUCUCAGGGUAAUCCGUCUGGUGAGAGUGUUCCGGAUCUUUAAAUUGUCCCGACACUCAAAGGGGCUUCAGAUUCUCGGACAAACUCUGAAGGCGAGCAUGCGGGAGCUCGGCUUGCUCAUUUUCUUCCUCUUUAUUGGUGUGAUUUUGUUCUCCAGCGCUGUCUACUUUGCUGAGGCCGAGGAGAAGGAGUCAUUUUUCACCAGUAUCCCGGAUGCGUUCUGGUGGGCUGUGGUCUCCAUGACAACUGUUGGCUAUGGGGACAUGUACCCUGUGACCAUUGGAGGGAAGAUCGUGGGCUCACUGUGCGCCAUUGCUGGCGUGCUAACCAUCGCACUACCGGUGCCCGUCAUCGUGUCCAACUUCAACUACUUCUACCACCGGGAGACGGAGGGCGAGGAGCAGGCCUUGUUGCUCAAUGUCAGCCACCAGAACCUGGCGUCGGACACCAACUCCAGCCGCCGGAGCUCCUCGGUGAUCAGCAAGUCGGAGUACAUGGAGAUCGAUGAGGACUUGAAAAAUAGCAUUGAUAACUUUAGGGAAGCAAACCUUAGAACUGCCAACUGCAUGGCGCCGAGCCAGAACUGUGUGAACAAGGGGAAAAAGCUCACCGAAGUGUGAGGCAGCGUCCGACGCACCAGUGUAAAUAUUGUAGAAAUAUCUGGAUGCUUUACCUCCAUUGGUGCAUUUUAUUGUCUUUUUUUGCAUAGACACAUUCAAUCAUGAUGACUUUGUAAGAGGAUCGUUAGAUUAGUUUGGCAGUUGGGCAAAAAUUGGCAGGUGUCAGGGGAGCGUUUUUGAUAAAUUACUCAUUUUGAGUUACAGAAUCGAGUCCAUAAUAUAUAAAAGGAACCACUAAGGUUGGGUACUGAACUCACUACCUUUAAUGGUACCAGCUGACUUACAGAUAUCAAUUCACAUAAAAUCAGUGCCAAAUUUCGGUACCUGAAGACGCAUCCAAGUAAGAGAGUGGCUCACAUAUGCUAGCCUGCUUAUUUCAAUGGGUCUAAAUAAAUGUUCUCAGCUUUGAAGUUGAGUUGUAUGGGCUUAAUGUUUCACACAUUAAGGGUGUGUUCACACCGGCCUUUUUUUAGUGUGGUUAAAUAAAACCCUAGUGGGUUAACUACGAUUGGUUUGGGUCAGUGUGAAUGCUCUUGGACCACUUGGGAAUGAACUCCAUCCAAUCUGUAGUACUUCAGAUGUCCCCAUCUCUGUUUGGAAAUGAGCACUGCGUCCAUUGUCCGUGUCUGGCAGGGCCCACCUCUUCCUCCUCCUCAGGCAAAACUAGCAGACAAAAGCUGAGCAUUGUCACCCCAAAAAAAGUGCCACAGAACACUGUUUCUCAGCCGCGGGCAGUGCCUGCAGUGAGUCGGUGCUCUGGGAUGACGAUGCUAGCUAGGCUAAAUGAGCAAUCUUACUUGCGGAGGAGGAGUUAGAGAUGGGGCCUCUAGACCCACGGUGGUGUAAGUCGUCUUACGUCGCUCUCUCAGAUCCUCAAUGGAGAACCUGCCGGGCUUUAGGGGGCGCUGUCUUUUGGCAUUUCAUAUUUGCCUUUGUGAACGCAAAGAUAUUAAAACGAUGCAGCACAUUUCCAUCAGGUGUGGGCCAACUUAGCCGACUGUUAGGUGUGAACACGCCCUAAACUGCACAGUUGUUAUAUCGGAGAGUAUGGUACAGUCGGGCAAUGGUACUGAUUUGAAUGUGAACCCAUACCCAACCUUAGAAACCGCACAUUUUGCACAUAAAGGUCAGCUUGUUAUUUUCAGUGUGUACCAGGCCAGAAAGUCUUAAAAAUAUAAUAACCCGAUCAUCACAUAACCCUAACUUAGUACAGGGUAUUCUUGUCUAUGAUGGGCAUGAACUUAGUUAAAGGUUAGGGUGUUAGGGUUAUGUUACGUUAAAAAUGAACAAAACAAAACAUAAGGACAACAUUCAGACGAGAUAAUGCACAUUUGUUUGUACCAAAAUAGAGAUAAGCUUGUCCAAUACUGGACUUGACACCAAUAUAAUGACAGAAACAGCUCAUGUUUAAAAGGUAAAAAUACUAUAAUGGACUGAAAAAGUGUUAUCCAGCCACCCGAGGUACAAAAUCUCUCCAGAAGAAAUUGCUUUAAAUCUGAUAUAGAGACAUUAAAAUUGUAAAUAUAGUCAUAUUAAAUAUUCAUAAACAUCGCUAAAGACAGAAAAACUGAAACAGACGAAGAACAGGAACACAGAUGUUGUCAUUUUUACGUCUCGAUUGUAGAAGAUGCAGGAGUUGGACGAAGAGACUUUGUGUUAUUUUUAGGCCACAGAUUAUGAAGAAUUUAUCAAAAAAAAACAAAAAAACACCACCACCUCCUUCACUCACACCUUCCAGGCUUUGCACCGCAAACUCAAACGUUCAGGAUCCACAAAAAAAAAAAAAGAAAGAAAAAGAGAAAAA
This is a messenger RNA of Solea senegalensis (Senegalese sole), 3884 nucleotides long. RefSeq names its product potassium voltage-gated channel subfamily A member 1-like. Gene Ontology annotation, biological process: potassium ion transmembrane transport; protein homooligomerization. The coding region runs from base 584 to 2080 and encodes 498 amino acids. The record is from RefSeq and is a predicted model, not a curated record. Gene Ontology annotation, molecular function: protein binding; delayed rectifier potassium channel activity. NCBI's taxonomy places the organism in Eukaryota, Metazoa, Chordata, Actinopteri, Pleuronectiformes, Soleidae. The transcript has 2 exons. Gene Ontology annotation, cellular component: juxtaparanode region of axon; paranode region of axon; dendrite.